Messenger RNA from Oryza brachyantha (malo sina), 635 nucleotides. RefSeq names its product 40S ribosomal protein S15a-1-like. Gene Ontology annotation, cellular component: ribosome; cytosolic small ribosomal subunit. NCBI's taxonomy places the organism in Eukaryota, Viridiplantae, Streptophyta, Magnoliopsida, Poales, Poaceae. The record is from RefSeq and is a predicted model, not a curated record. The transcript is spliced from 4 exons. Gene Ontology annotation, molecular function: structural constituent of ribosome. Bases 102 to 494 code for a protein of 130 amino acids. Gene Ontology annotation, biological process: translation.
CAGCCGCCGCCGCCCGAGCAGAGAAGCCGCCCUCGCCGCCGACUUCGCCGCCACCGCGCGCUCUCCGACUCCGUCUCCGUCUGCGGCCGCCGCCAGACAAAAUGGUGAGAGUUAGUGUACUGAACGAUGCCCUGAAAACCAUGUACAACGCUGAGAAGCGUGGUAAGCGGCAAGUUUUGAUCCGUCCCUCCUCUAAGGUGAUUAUCAAAUUUCUCAUCGUCAUGCAGAAGCAUGGCUACAUAGGUGAGUUUGAAUUUGUUGAUGACCACCGGUCAGGCAAGAUAGUGGUUGAGCUAAAUGGACGGCUCAACAAGUGUGGCGUGAUCAGCCCACGCUUUGACGUGGGUGUCAAAGAAAUUGAGUCCUGGACUGCAAGGCUCCUUCCCUCCCGUCAGUUUGGUUAUAUAGUACUUACCACCUCUGCUGGCAUCAUGGAUCAUGAAGAAGCGAGGCGGAAGAACGUCGGUGGCAAGGUUCUUGGUUUUUUCUAUUAGAGACUCCUAUCAGUUAGCCUUUAAAUCUUUAAAUUUGUAAUGGGAGUCUGAAUCAUUGUCACUUCGUUGUGUGAUGCUCCGAAUCUUUGCAUGAUGCGUGCCUUUUUGAUACUAAUAAUCUUUUACCGCAAGAUACUGAAA